GGAACAAGCACAAGCAUGUCUUCACACAAGGUCAACGCCGCCUUCCCUGAGAGCAAUCUCACUUGGAAGAUUCUCAAUAACGCGACGCAGGGGGGAUACGCUGUCGGUGCUUUCAAUUGCUAUAACAAUGACGGCGUUAUGGCCGUCAUCCGUGCGGCUGAGGCCAAACGCUCCCCGGCAUUGAUUGAGAUCUUCCCUUGGACAAUGCAUUUCCAAGGCCCGCAUUUUGUCAAGUACAUAGUCGAAGCCGCCCACGGUGCCUCGGUUCCUAUCGGUGUCCACCUCGACCACUGCAUGGAUCCUAGCGAUGUUGAGCAGGCUUUGACCCUGCCGAUUGAUUCAAUCAUGGUGGACGCAUCCAGACUAGAACCUGAGGAAAACACGCAGUACUGUAAGAGAAUUACCGAGCUCGCCAAGGCACGAGGCAUUACGGUGGAGGCAGAAUUGGGUCGCAUUAACGGUGGGGAAGACGGUAUUCCAGACGCCGGUGAGCUUGAAGAGAUCUUAACCGAUCCACAAGAUGCAGCAGACUUUGCCCGUCAAACGGGGGUCCAUUAUAUUGCACCGUCAUUCGGCAAUAUUCACGGCCCUUACCCAGAAGGCGGCUCUGAGAAAUACUGGCAACUUGACCGACUCAAAGGCAUUGCCGACGCCCUUGGUCCCUCCGUUCCACUCGUCAUCCAUGGCACCCACCCGGUCCCGGAUUGGCUAUUUCGGGAAGCCAUUGAAGCAGGUGCCAGAAAGGUGAAUAUUAACCGGAACGCUCGUGAUGAGUACACAAAGUUUGUUGCAGAGAAUGCCGGUCGCCUGGAGCUCACUGCUCUGAAAGAGCAGUCAGUCGCAAUCUACCAGAAAUCGGUCGAGGCCUUGAUGGAUGUCCUUGGAUCAUCAGGUCAAGCACCAUAGGUGUGCAGGGAUGUUUGUAACUGUCAGAGCAUAUUUACAUUGGAAGCGCUUUGGUGGUGGGACCGAUUGAGGAGGUCGUAGUUGUCGAGGCUCGGAUGUUACCUUGCCUAUUUACGGCAAGCCUUGCUUUGGCAAUGUACCGCUUCCUUAUUCCAACAUCCUCUAUAAAAGGACAACAUACUAAACUCUUUCAAUGCG
Aspergillus aculeatinus CBS 121060 is the source of this 1104-nucleotide messenger RNA. Its product is annotated as class II fructose-bisphosphate aldolase. Gene Ontology annotation, biological process: carbohydrate metabolic process. Lineage: Eukaryota; Fungi; Ascomycota; Eurotiomycetes; Eurotiales; Aspergillaceae. The transcript has 3 exons. Bases 16 to 906 code for a protein of 296 amino acids. Gene Ontology annotation, molecular function: zinc ion binding; aldehyde-lyase activity. The record is from RefSeq and is a predicted model, not a curated record.